Messenger RNA from Motacilla alba alba, 2755 nucleotides. RefSeq names its product solute carrier family 38 member 11 (gene SLC38A11). Bases 136 to 1308 code for a protein of 390 amino acids. Gene Ontology annotation, biological process: amino acid transmembrane transport. NCBI's taxonomy places the organism in Eukaryota, Metazoa, Chordata, Aves, Passeriformes, Motacillidae. The record is from RefSeq and is a predicted model, not a curated record. Gene Ontology annotation, molecular function: amino acid transmembrane transporter activity. The transcript is spliced from 11 exons.
UAGGUAGAAACAGAUGACCAAAUAGCCCUCCUUAGUAAGCCCAGGAAUAAAGGAGGAAACAGUGAUCUGGCAUCAGCUGGAUUUAACAUUAUUAAUUCAAUCAUAGGAUCAGGCAUUAUAGGAUUGCCAUAUUCGAUGAAGGAAGCUGGUUUUCCUCUAGGAAUACUGCUUUUGUUUGUGGUGGCCUUAAUCACAGAUUAUUCCAUUAUAUUACUGAUCAAAGGAGGAAAUCUGUCCAGUACCAAAACCUAUCAAGAGCUGGUCAAGAAAACGUAUGGUCUUGUGGGUUAUCUAAUCCUUUCAGUUCUCCAGUUUUUAUAUCCAUUUAUUGCUAUGAUCAGUUACAACAUAAUAACAGGAGACACUUUAACUAAAGUUUUUCAGAGAAUUCCUGGAGUUGGGGUGGAUAACGUGCUUACCGACCGUCACUUCAUAAUUCUUCUUACCACCAUCAUCUUUACCUUACCUAUAUCUUUAUAUCGAGACAUAGCAAAAUUGGGAAAGGUAUCUCUUCUUUCUCUGAUUCUAACCAUUGUCAUCCUGGUUGUUGUGAUGGUGAGAACAGUAACCUUCAGUCCACAAGUACCCAAAUCAGAAAAUGCAUGGAUAUUUGCAAAACCAAAUGCAGUACAAGCCAUUGGGGUGAUGUCAUUUGCAUUCAUCUGCCAUCAUAACAGCUUUUUAAUAUAUGGGUCUCUGGAAGAACCCACAUUAAAGAAUUGGUCUCAAGUCACACAUAUGUCUGUGGCCUUUGCUCUUAUCAUCAGUGUAGUGUUUGCUGCCAGUGGAUAUAUGACUUUUACGGGAUAUACAGAAGGAGAUAUAUUUGAAAACUACUGUAGAGAUGAUAACCUUGCUACAUUUGGAAGGUUUUGUUAUGGAGUUACUGUAAUUCUGACCUUCCCCCUUGAAUGUUUUGUGACCAGAGAGGUGAUUGCCAAUGUGUUUUUCCAUGGGAACCUCUCAACAGUUUUCCAUGUUGUUGUGACAGUAGUUAUCAUUGCUGUGGCGACUGGUGUAUCACUAGUGUAUGAUUGCCUUGGAAUAGUUUUAGAGCUGAAUGGAGUUUUGAGUGCUACCCCACUUGUUUUUAUCAUCCCAUCAGCGUGUUAUCUAAGGCUGUCCAAGGAGCGGUGGAACCAUUCAGAUAACCUCAUAUCCUGCCUGAUUCUUGUUCUUGGUGUGCUAGUGAUGGCAGUUGGGUUUGUCAUGACUGUCUUGCAUCCCCAGGAAUGUAGCCAUGGAAAAGAAAUGUUCUACUGCUCCCCUAGUAAUGUUUCCUUGCACAACAGCACACUUCCACCAUAGGUACUUAUUUAUAUACUUGAUUUUAUGCUGCCGUCCUUUUUCAGGUGAGACUUCAGUUUUAGCUGUUGAAACACAGAAUCUCGGAGGUGCCUUUCAGAACAUUACUUGAAUAACUUGCAAGCCUACCAAAAAGGUUGCAUUUUUUAACCUUAGUCUGCAGUGCUGUUUAAAAGCGAUAAAUUAAAAGUUAUGGAAUAUAAACCUUUCCCAUGUUUCAUUGAUUUAACUUAGCUUUUAUUAAUUUUAUAAUCUUUCAUGUGUAUUUAUUAGCAAACUAUUGUAUGGGAGUUUUUUGAAGUCCUGAGAAAAGGUAUUUCUGGAUCUCUGUGUACUACAAUUCUGCUAUUAAAUUGAAAGACCCUUAUUAAUUCUGUCUUUGAUUUUGCAGUGACUGUCCUUUACAGCUGAAAUCUUCCCUUUUACAGGAUCUUGAGUCAAAGGAAAUUUUGUAUUUUGACUGAACUGUAACAGAUACAAUUUAAUUUUAAUUGUUACAAUAUGUGGUCUUGUAAUUGAAAGAUAUUGCACAAAUAAAUCCACUAGAGUGGAUUGCAAAAGAUUGAACUAGGCAGUCUUUGUAAAAAUUUCAAGAUUGACGAAGAAGGAAAUCACAUUGCAGCUUAAUUCUUACAUUUGUAAUAUUAUUCAUUAUUUCUGAAACUGAAUUGAAGCUAACAUUCUAAACCUGAUUAUCGUUCUAGUCCUCUGUUUCUUUUCAGUAUAUGACUAAUGAUUUUGUCAUGGUUUUUCAAAUUUUGGUGAUUUGUUAACAUUUUCCAAUAUUCAUCUAACAUCAAGGAUUCAUCUAUAUAUAUGUAUGUGCAUAAAUAUACAUAUAUAUAUAUAUAUAUAUAUAUAUAUACACAUAAGUAUAUAUAAAAAUAGACUCACAUGCCUAUAGAAUAGGACUAAUUUGAGGUUGAGUAAUAUGAGUGUCCUCAGUCAUAUCAAUGCUGUCAUUUUGAAAAUGUUUUGUUACCAAAUGAAAAUGUGUACUUGAGUUAAUUUUUGCAUUAUUGUGAUCCUUGUGGUUCCUCAUGCCUGCUAGAUGUGUAAUGCUACUUCAUUUUUAUGCUGCUUAAUGAGGAUGGGUUUUGUCUUCAUCUUGAAUGACAAAGCUAUGUCAUUUAAGACUUCCAGCUAAACUAAUGUGUAAGCAAGGGUCACUAGAUGGUGGUAAUAUUUGUAAGAAUAACACACUUUUUAAAAGUAGUGCUUCCAAAAUAAAAGCUUUAAAUAUACUGGGUUUUUUUGUCGUUUCUUUGGGGUUUUUUUUUUUGAAGUUGUAAGCAAUUAGAGAGAAGGGUGAGUAUUACUCUGCUUUCAUUUCUCUACAAAGUGUCAACUUUGAGGGUGAUAAUUUAUUUGUUCUCCGGGUACCUGAUACUGUUCACAGAGAAUAUUUCUCACCAGUUUAGAUUCAGCCAUAGCUGAUUUUGUCUUAGCU